This is a messenger RNA of Lactuca sativa (garden lettuce), 512 nucleotides long. The record is from RefSeq and is a predicted model, not a curated record. NCBI's taxonomy places the organism in Eukaryota, Viridiplantae, Streptophyta, Magnoliopsida, Asterales, Asteraceae.
UUUGAUACAAAUUGAAUAUUUCCCUUCUAUAUAUUAAUACAAUGACUCAAGACCCUCAAACUCGCUUUCACACAACUCUUAUUCCAUUUUCUUUCAUCACUUAAUGGCUAACUUGGAUAAGUACUCUACUUCCAAUGAUACUUCCACUCAUACUAGAGGGCCAUCAAAUCAAGAAUCUAGGGUUCAUUUCUCUGAAGACGAAAAAACUCUCAUCACUAGGAUGUAUAAGCUUGUCGGAGAAAGAUGGUCUUUGAUUGCUGGAAGGAUUCCUGGAAGAUCUGCAGAAGAAAUUGAGAAGUACUGGACUUCCAAAUAUUCAAGAACUAAUGAUCAGAUGUAGAAGGGUUGGGUGGGUGGGUGGGGGUGGGGGUAUGUUGGGAAUUACAAGUGUAAAAUAGUUGUUAUUUUCUCUCUUUGUAGUUUGCAUCUUUUUAUUGCUUACGAUAAUAAGCAUGCCAAACUCUGUUAAGAAUAAGAUAAUAAGUACAUUGAGUACACCUUUUUACAUAGAA